GGGCGCGUGGCCAUCGUCACGGGCGGCGGCACCGGCAUCGGCAGGGCCAUCGCCGCCGACCUGCUGGCGCUCGGUUGCAAUGUUGUUAUUGCCUCUCGCAAAUUUGACCGAUUAAAAGCCACAGCAGAGGAACUGAAUAAUGAAUUUGCUGCCAUGAGUCCUGCCAAAGUGACUCCUAUACAGUGCAACAUCCGCAAAGAAGAGGAGGUAGAAGCUUUGGUGAAGUCUACACUUGAUCUGCAUGGGAAGAUUGACUUCCUUGUGAACAACGGAGGGGGGCAGUUCUCGAGCCCUGCUGAAGACAUCCGUGCGAAAGGCUGGAAYGCUGUGAUAGACACUAACCUGACAGGAACCUUCUACUGCUGCAAAGCAGCAUACAAUGCCUGGAUGCAGAAACAUGGAGGAGUCAUUGUCAACAUUACUGCUGCCGUGAGAAAUGGGUUUCCUGGAAUGUCGCAUUCAGGAGCUGCCAGAGCUGCUGUGAAUAACCUCACCAAGACGUUAGCUUUAGAGUGGGCCCCCAGCGGAGUGCGGAUCAACAGCGUGGCCCCGGGAAUAGUAUUUUCAGAAACUGCUGUUGCAAACUAUGGAGAGCAAGGUACAGCAAUGUGGUUAAAGAGUAUCCCAAAGAUUCCUGCCAAGAGGUCAGCAGUUCCUGAGGAGAUCUCUCCUGCAGUGUGUUUCCUGCUAUCUCCAGCUGCUUCUUACAUUACUGGAAUAACGAUGGUCGUGGAUGGAGGCCAAAGUUUAUAUAGAACUAGCAUAGAAAUACCAGAUCACAACAAAUGGCAUCCCCCGCCAGAAGGAAGAAAUUCAGAACUGCUUAAAAAACUUGUUUCUGGGGAGUUCAAGCCAAAGCUCUAACAGAAUGAAACUUCACCCAUCCCCCAGUUGGAUAUUUGCUGAUUUUUCCUGCUUAGUAGCUUGUGUUUUGUAAUUCUUAGGGAUCUGAUUUUUUUUUCUUCAUCUGUAACUACUCUGAAUGCCUUGAGUUUCUUUGAUUUAUGUUUAAAAAACAAAAGGCUGUGCACAAUAAAUUUUCUUCUCUGAAAACACUAAAAAUGCAUGAUCUUUGCAAUGGACAAUUUCCAUUUGAAAAUCAAAAGUGUUUUAAUAUAUCACUUGAAGAUGCUAUAUUUGCUACGUUCACUUUAAGGCAAAUGCUUUCAGGUUUGCGUACUUCUGAUCAAAAUUUUUAAAAUAAGCUUUUUU
Molecule: messenger RNA, 1212 nt
Organism: Nothoprocta perdicaria
Lineage: Eukaryota; Metazoa; Chordata; Aves; Tinamiformes; Tinamidae
Gene: PECR
Product: peroxisomal trans-2-enoyl-CoA reductase
Exons: 8
Biological process (GO): phytol metabolic process
Cellular component (GO): peroxisome
Molecular function (GO): trans-2-enoyl-CoA reductase (NADPH) activity
Source: RefSeq, a predicted model, not a curated record